AGCGGCCAAGGCACCAUGGCCGACGAUGGCGGCCCUGAGGAGGCACUCAGUCCGCGGGGCUCCCCGAGCCGGGCGCCGCGGGCUCAGCGUGCGGUCGGGGCGGGCGGCGGCGGCGGCGGCGGCGGGGAGACCCCGCGGACAGCGGCGCUGGCGCUGCGCUUCGACAAGCCCAUCAAGCAGGCCUUCUACAACACCGGGGCCGUGCUGUUCGUGUGUCUGUGCUGCGGCGCCGCCGUGCUGGUCUACUUCAUCCUGGAGGCCUUCCUGCGCCCGCUGCUCUGGGCGGUGCUGUGCGGCACCUUCCUGCACCCCUUCAAGAGCUCGCUGACGCGCCUGGGGCGCCACUGGCUGCAGCGCCUGCACCGCGCGCACACGCCCAUCGUGCUGGCCGCGCUGCUGCUGCCCAUCUGCUUCGCGGACUACGGCGUGGAGGCCCUGGGCGAGCAGGCGCUGCGCCGCCGCCGCCUGCUGCUGCUGCUGGGCGCCGGCGGCCCGCUCCUUUACGGCCUCUACAGCCUGGGCAGCUACCUGGGCGUGCAGGUGCUGCUGGCGCACGCCGGCGCGCUCAUCUGCCGCGGGCUGGACUACUUCAACAGCCUGUGGAUCUGGACCUUGGUAGUUGGCUAUGUGUUGGCUGUUUCAUUCAAGUGGAAUGCAAGCACUGAACGCUACUUGAGAGCAAUGUCAAUUCCUGUCUGGAUUAUAUUGCUUUUUCAUUUAGCAUCCUUGGCUGGCUCAUGGAGAAUUCCAGUAUUCCUGGUUAUUGUUUUCCUGAUGUCUGUGGGCACCCUCUAUGAAAAACAGAAUGGAAAAGAGUCUUCUGGAGCAGAGCUGCCGGGACAAGUCAUCUCUAUGGCAGCUUCUACUCUAGCAACCUUGGCCAUCUCCAUCACAGGGUAUGAGUCGAGCUCUGAGGACCACACCUCUACCCAGCCUGCAGGGACAGAAACCAUGGACAGAGGAGAACCCCCUUCAACACUGGCCUCAGCUUCUUCACCCGCCUCCCCUUCACCCACCCUGGGCAGACAGAGACCUGAAGUUGGCACGUUUCUUAGGAAGAAGAAAACUAGUGACAUCUACUUCGUGUCUCUCCUUUGGGCCAUCGUCGGAGUCCAGAUCUGGUCCAACCUGUGGAUUGUACAGUUGCUGCCCGUGCCUAUUGCAGUCUGGGUCCUCAAAAAGCUUGUUAUUCACUUUGGCGUUGUGAACUUCCUGGAGAAGCGCGGCGCUGUGUGGUGGCAGGUGAUAGAGCACUUCCUGAAGGAGCGGCAGGAAGCCCUGGCCCCGUGGCCAAUUAUCGGGCUCGGAAAAUUCUUGUUAAAAGUUGAUAGCAAGAUGAUCAUCUGGUUGGAGAAGAUGUUAGACAAAAUAAUUAGCAUUUUCAUCAUAUUUUUGUUAGUGAUAGGAACACUUCUUUUAGCCCUACUCCUGACUGCAAAGGUACAUCAAGAGAGUGUACACAUGAUUGAAGUCACAAGCAAUUUGAUUAAUGAAACUCUAGCAAAUCAUCCCGAGUGGGCAAAUUGGCUUCCUGAGGCUCAGGUUGUCCAAAGAGCCCUUAAUUCUGCAGCCAACAACGUGUAUCAGUAUGGACGAGAAUGGAUAACCCACAAGCUUCAUAAAAUUCUUGGAGAUAAGGUGAAUAAUACGGCCGUAAUUGAAAAACAAGUACUAGAACUUUGGGAUAGGCUGUAUCAUUCUUGGUUUGUAAAGAACGUAUCGCACUCUGGAAGGCACAGAGGACACAAGCUGCACAUAAGUCGUCAGAAUAGCUGGCUGGGGGACAUUCUCGACUGGCAGGAUAUCGCUUCCUUUGUCCAUGAGAACAUUGAGACCUUUCUUUCGAUCUUAGAGUCUCUGUGGAUCGUCAUGAGCCGGAACGUGAGCCUGCUCUUCACCACCGUCACCACGCUCCUGACCAUCCUCUUUUACAGCGGGACUGCCCUCCUCAACUUUGUCCUGUCGCUGAUAAUUUUCCUGACCACACUAUUUUAUCUGUUAAGUUCCAGUGAUGAGUACUACAAGCCCGUGAAGUGGGUGAUAAGCCUGACACCACUAUCUCAGCCAGGCCCUUCUUCUAAUAUUAUUGGCCAGUCUGUGGAAGAAGCUAUCAGAGGGGUGUUUGAUGCUUCCCUCAAAAUGGCUGGCUUCUAUGGAUUAUAUACCUGGCUGACUCAUACUAUAUUUGGCAUCAAUAUUGUCUUCAUACCAUCAGCCUUAGCAGCAAUCCUUGGAGCAGUGCCAUUUCUGGGCACAUACUGGGCAGCAGUACCUGCAGUUCUUGAUCUGUGGCUCACCCAAGGCUUAGGAUGCAAAGCCAUCUUACUGUUGGUUUUUCAUCUCUUGCCAACCUACUUUGUAGAUACUGCCAUCUACUCUGAUAUAUCAGGAGGUGGCCAUCCUUACUUGACGGGCCUGGCAGUGGCUGGUGGAGCGUACUACCUGGGCCUGGAAGGAGCGAUCAUUGGGCCCAUACUUCUCUGCAUACUCGUGGUUGCUUCCAAUAUCUACAGUGCCAUGCUAGUGAGUCCCACGAACUCCGUGCCCACACCCAACCAGACCCCAUGGCCUGCUCAGACUCAGCGGACUUUCCGUGACAUUUCUGAAGACCUGAAACCUUCGGUAGACUGACUUGGUUUCCAACCACAGUGAUUUCUCUAAGGAAAUUCAGCCUUGACUGUGAGUUCAGCUCAGCUGUGGCCUCCUGUCUUUUCAGCGGUGCCUGGCAGACAGACCCCAGGACGAGACGCAGGAGCCUCCGGGCCUUUGGUACCGGCUGCCUGGACAGCAGAGGCCUGGCUGUGGGCUGCCUUGCAUUUUGAAGCACAGCUUUAGAGCUCUGAAAUGUGGUUUACUCACUUAAGUGUUGCUAAGAUGGCUUGAAAAGUUUCAGUUUAUACACUGGUAUUGUGGCUUGAAAUUUUCCCACUUUGGUUAUCUAUAUUAUAAUACAUAUUUAUAACUUUUUUUUUUUUUUAAGAGCCGUAAACUACCUGCUGUAUAUAGUGUGAUUUUCUCCUCUUUUAAGAAAUCUGUCCUUAAACUUUUCUACGACAGUCACUUCUCAAUGAAGAGGGCUUUUACUUUGGAGAAGGUAGUUGCUUGAGCAGGAAAAAAUGAGUCUUCUCCCUUCUUCCACAAUGUAUGGUCCUCUCAUAAGAAAGAUCAAGUCUUCAGUGUAAGGGUGGGUAGCUUAUUUGAAGUUCAGUUAGUUGUAUGUUGCAGCCAAUGCAGUAGAAAGACUGAAGCCCUCCCUCCCCUUCUCCCUCCACCCUUUAUCACUCUAUUGCCAAAUUUCUAAAACUUGGCUGACCACACUGACAUUAAUUAAGUAUUAAGCUGCUAUUAAUGGUAACAAUAUGAUACAAUUCAUGUUGUGAUUUUUUUUUUUUUUCUUUCCAAAUGUUUUAAGUAAAAAAAUCUCAGGGGCAGCAGUGUUGUGAUUUGUUAAAUGUCUCUGUUUUACUAUUUAGAUUUUGGCCAAUUAGUUACUUACUAGCAUAAAAUUUUGUAUCUGUGCAGUAUUUUCCCAUCAUUUAGCACAGUGCCUUGCACACAGACUCUAGAUGAAUGCUUGUUGAAUUAAAUUGUGACUUUUAAAAUAUCUCAGAUAUCACAAUAACCAGCAUACUGCUCUACAUUUUACAAAAUCUUUUCGCACGUAUUAUUUCACAGUCACUUCACAUCAGCAUUCAUUCAGCUUCAUAUUAUUUUACGUUUCACACAGAUGGGGAAGCUAAGGUUCAGAAAAGUGACCAAGUCUCCAAGUCAUGAGGUUUAGUAAAAUUUGACCUCAGAUCUUCCUGACUCAACAGUCUGCCAACCUUGCUAUACUCCAGUGACUCCCUUAGUAUCUUAGCACAGUUUUCCCAGUGCUUUGGGGUAGAAUCAUGUCCUGUUCUAUUGCAUAGACUACAGUUAAUGACAGGGCCAGGACGUCAGAACCCAGCUUUACCUUUGCGCCCUUUCUCCUUUGUAAAACAACCUUCAGCCUCUUUCUCUGUCCCCAAGGGAGUAUUCAGUAUGGAGAGGAUUCUUAAGUAACAAAGAUUUCCUUUUUGGAAAAACAUCUAAAAGUAGAAAUCCUUUUUUCUAAAACUUUCUUUUCUCAUUAAGAAGCAUAAUUAAUGAUAAUUACAUUAAAUUUAUUCUGAUAUUAAGAAAAACUUGCUCUAGAAAAGAGGCUACUGCGAGGUCUUUGUUUAUACAUAAACUAUAUGCAGAUCUCUUAUAUUUCCUAUGAAUCCUUCAACAGUUACAGUCUGAUAUUCCACCAAGUGCUACAUUUGGCAUUAAUUAACUCAUUCUUUUCUUUAAUCACUUGUUCAGUCAUUCAUUCUUUAAAGCAUUGGUUGAGAGUUUCCCAAACUCUGGGUUCCAUAGUGGGCACUGUACAGAGUGUUGUAGGGGCUAACUCAUAAGAAGGCCUUCUCUUAACUCAUAAGAAGGCCUUGAAUCUUAGCCAGAUUAUGUGUAUUGCUAAAAUUAAAAAUGUUGCAUUAAAAGUUUUAAGAAAGAAGUCAGGUUUGUUUUUGCUAAUGAUAAAAUGACAAGUUUAUAGCUGUGAUUAGCACAUAUUUAUAAGAGGCAAAUAUUAUGCACAAUGAGUUAGUGUGCAUAUAUAAAUUAUGUUCCUCCAAAGUGUUUUUAGCUGUAUAAAGUGAAAUGGUAAACAUAUAAACUUGAGGUAAUAUAUGGUUCUUCCUGAUCAUAAUUAUUAGUAUGACUACUAGGUCUUUAGAGGGGGACUCUGAGCCCUAAGAGAACGGUUUAGAGCUGUCAAAAUUGGUUCUGAUGUAGUAUCACCCUGAAAUAUCAAGAGCAGAGGUGCCCCAGACUACUACCCAGUCACAUCAGGAAACUUGAACUGCCCCAGUGCUCCAGCAAGAUGAUCUCAGGAUUUGACCCAGAAAGAGAAAGAGUUUUUAGUUUCCCUAAAAACAGACAAUUGAUGAAGUAGAAGUAGCUUCAGUAAAAGCUAAGUACCGAAAUCCUAUCACAGUGUUCUAUCACUGUGACAGAACACAUUUUAUCACUUUAUUAAAGAGAAGUUUGAAGGUCACAUUCACUACUCAGCUGUAAGCUGAAUGGAGGGGAAAAAAGCUCCCCACACAGUAUGCUCCUCUCUUUUCCGAGAGAGAAUGGGGCAUAGAAUUUUCAGCAUAAACCCAUGCCAUGUAAGUCCAGCGUCAGUUCCAGAAUUUCUGUCACAUUCUCUGUUUCUGGAAGUGAUCUCUGCCAGACUGCCUUAGAUACCAGUUUUAUUUAUUUUUAAGUUUGCAGGAAUUCUUAACACCCCUUUCCAUUAAAGGUGGUUAGCUGGCAGAGUUUUCCCUUGACUUCUGAGACCGGUGCAGAUUGACCCUUGAUGCCCAGGAAGCGCUACUUAAACUGAGUAGCUCUGGAAACGGCAGUUUGUUCCAGUUGGAGGGCUUAGCUGAGGGCCUCUGGCUAACCUUGGGCUUAAUAAGAACCCGCUGAGACCCACCUGGACUUCCUAGCACCCCUGGUUCCACUUCGGUUGUAUUCAGCGUUUCGGGACGUGUCACUGCCGAGCCAGAUUUACUCAGAAAUUCAGGCCGUGAGGGGUUAGCCUAGAGCAAAGUAAUGUCAGGUGAGCUCACCAGAGGUUUCAACCUCAAAGCUUACAGGAAACCUGCAGUCUCCACUAAGGGUCUUCAAGACCCUUAUAAAAGUAUUAGAGUAAGCAUUUUGCAGUAGAAAUAGCCCCUGGCAACAUAGUUCCAAAUGUUAGUUCCAGCCAAGGACAAGUAUUUUUUUGUUUUUAUGUAUUUCUUGUCUUUGCACAUUUUUCCAUCAAAAUAUAUUCUUUUCAUUAACUUAUGCACACAUGCAUGCUAAGUCACUUCAGUCGUGUCUGACUCUUUGCGACCCCGUGGACUAUAGCCUGCCAACCUCCUCUGUCCGUGGAAUUCUCCAGGCAAGAAUACUGGAGUGAGUUGCCAUUUCCUCUUCCAGGGGAUCUUCCUGACCCAGGGAUCGAACCUGAGUAUACUGCAUCUCCUGGAUUGUCAGGCAGAUUCUUUACCGCUAGCGCCACCUGGGAAGCCCCAAGAGGAAGUUAGUGUUCAGUAAUUAUGUUUCAAAAUCUCAUUUUAUUUGGAAAUGAUCUAGCUAUUCAAUAAACUUUCAUCACUUAGUUUAGUUACUCCAAUCUGGAGAGACUGUUUUAGAUAGACUUUCCUAAAGUAUAAUUAAUCUUUUUUUUAAUAGUUAUUCUUAGUAGAGUUUGUCCAAAAGCUCUUGUCUCAUCUAUAGUUUUCUUUUUUAAAGUUUCUUCAUAAAAAAAAGUUUCUUCACUCAAGUUACUUUCCUUGUUGACAAAUUUAGCUUACAUUAACUUAAGAUCUGCGAAAAAAACUACUCAUGCUAUAUGAAACCACUAAACAGUUAAUUUUUUCAGUAGUUUAAAAAUCAGAGAAUUAUAAACCAACAUGUUCUGUCUGCCUCCUGGAGUCAUAGAAAUUCUGUGCUAGAAUAGGCUUUAUAUAAUUAGGUGAUCCUGUCAUUUAACAGAGAAGGAAACAAGUCCACAGGUCGAAGUGUCUUUUCUAACACGGCGCCCAUCAGUGACAACUCAGAGUCGAGUCAGUUCUUUUUUCUCUCAGUCCAUUGUUCUACUUCUCUUCCUUUCCCUCCUAGUUGAGUUGUUGUUCUGUCGCUAAGUCCUGUCCAACACUUUGCGACCCCAUGCAGCUUGCCAGUUUUGGGAAAAAUGUGUUCCUUGUAGCAGUAGUUCCAAGGAAUGUUGUUAGAUGUUCUGAGUGAAUGAAACAGUAUAUGGAGUUGGGGGAAGGGACUCCAUGGUCAGUUAAAAUUGAGGAAUGCUGAAUUUGUUUCCUUUCUGAAGUAGGACUUCGAAGAGUUUUUAACAUGCUAUUAUAUAUUGUGAAUUUAUAAGAGGGGACAAAGACUCUGUUUACGAGACUUAUUUGACCUUAAACUACUCCUUCAUCCUCUUUUUCUCAGAGCAUCUCAAAGAACUUGGGGUCCUUUGGGAAACAUGGCUCUCAAUAAAAGUUUACAGCUCUUUUAGAAGACAUCCAUAAUAGAAUUCUGAAUGGCAGGCACAUCUACCAUGUAAACUGUAAUAUAUCUCAAAGUUUAGUGAAAUACCAGAAAAAAACCGUGUUUGCCAUUCAGAGCUAUACAUCAAGUAUAGAGAUUCUUUUCCACCUAUGGUGUGUAAAGUCAGUAUUUGUGUUUUACUUCUGAAAGUUUUUCAAAGAUCAGUUAGAGUGCAGAUGCAGUGGUGAUAUAUUGAUAUGACAUUUUAAUAAUACUUUUGUAUUGCACUUUAUAGGUUUCAGACUGCUUUCCUAACAACCCUGUGAGAUAGGCAGGCAUCAAGUUAUUAUCAGAUCAAAGCUCAGAAAGUUUUUUUGUGAUUUUCCCCUUAAGUUUAUACCACGAAAUGAUGGAGCCAGAAUUCAGUUGCAGAAAUUCUGACUCCAAGUCCAGAGUUCUUUAUGCCACACUUGGUUUCUUACUUUUUAUUCUAGCUUUAUAUUUUACUCUGAAAGCUGUGGUAGCAAAUUUUAAAACAUUGUUUUGGCUUAUUAUCAAAUACUAUUUUUAAUGGCAGUGACCCAGAAAACGUAACUCCGAUUGUAAUUAUUCCAAAGGAAACCCUUCUUUUGUGCUUUGCAGUGCCACUUGUCUAGGUGAUUGGAGUGUAUUUCAAAUACCAUUUGAUUUUGAAGCCGAGAUUGGAUGUAUAGUUGUUAUUGCUCAUGUAACUUUUGGAAAAUGUAUCAUCUCUGCAUUCUCAGGCAAAGUAGAGAUGGUUUGAAAGUAAAAAAGAUUAUUCAAAUGUAACCAUGUGUCUUUAUUCUCACAAAUGCUGUUUCUUAGCUUUAACUUGCUUUGACAACCUACUGAUGUAACAUCUUUGUAAAUGUAAAAAUAUUUAUAUUUUGAAAUAAAAUUACUAGUGUUGAAUGAA
Dama dama (fallow deer) is the source of this 7966-nucleotide messenger RNA. It is a transcript of the gene TMEM245, whose product is annotated as transmembrane protein 245. The transcript is spliced from 17 exons. The coding region runs from base 16 to 2631 and encodes 871 amino acids. The record is from RefSeq and is a predicted model, not a curated record. NCBI's taxonomy places the organism in Eukaryota, Metazoa, Chordata, Mammalia, Artiodactyla, Cervidae.